Molecule: messenger RNA, 393 nt
Organism: Impatiens glandulifera
Lineage: Eukaryota; Viridiplantae; Streptophyta; Magnoliopsida; Ericales; Balsaminaceae
Product: UPF0134 protein MPN_138-like
Exons: 1
Coding region: 1-393 (130 amino acids)
Source: RefSeq, a predicted model, not a curated record
AUGGCCGAGACAACAAGGAAUGAUCUUGGGAAGGCAAACGAGCGGAUCACAGAGGUCGAAGUCAACUACCGUGACGACAGUGUUCUGUACGAUGCUCAUCUUAAGCGAACCAUAGCCUUGGAAAACACAUCUUCAAAGCUGGUGGAUGACUUGGAACGGUUUCAAGGGAAAACCGAGCAACGGCUUACAAAGGUCGAUGAGGACCUGGGGCGGUCAAGCACCGAAGCCGGUUCCACACUUGACAGAGUCACAAGCCUUGAAGAAAAGAAUGCAAGUCUUGAGGAGCGAAACGACAAACUUGAAGCCGACCUCAAGGCGGUCACCGAACAGGUGAAUGAACUGAUAAAGGCCAAGUUAGCUGCCGAUAAAGCGGUUGAGGAGGCAAACGCUUAG